CUUUCCGCGGGGAAGCGGCCGCCCGGCGCCUUCGCUUCCCGAGCGCGCCAGCCUCGCCGUCCCCUCCGCGGGUUCGCUUCGGUUUCCAGCGAGCAGCGGGCUCGAAAUUUGCUCCUUCCUUGUUUCUGUCGCUUCCCGGCAGUCUCCGCCUUCCGUGCUUACUGUAAGCCCCGCAGCUCCUUCCCUGCCCCGCCGGAGCAGGCGCAGGACGGCCGGAGGGCGUGUGCCAGGGACGGGCACCGGGUCACAGCCCCGCACCUCUCGCUGGCCACCUCCAUGCCCGACACCCCUCCUCUUCCCCCCGGCAAGAAGGUCUCCGGAGCCGGCCAGGAUGGCGCAGUGGAACCAGCUGCAGCAGCUCGACACGCGCUACCUGGAGCAGCUCCACCAGCUCUACAGCGACAGCUUCCCCAUGGAGCUGCGGCAGUUCCUGGCCCCGUGGAUUGAGAGCCAGGACUGGGCGUACGCCGCCAACAAGGAGUCGCACGCCACGCUGGUGUUCCACAACCUGCUGGGGGAGAUCGACCAGCAGUACAGCCGCUUCCUGCAGGAGUCCAACGUCCUGUACCAGCACAACCUGCGGCGCAUCAAGCAGUUCCUGCAGAGCAGGUAUCUGGAGAAGCCGAUGGAAAUAGCUCGCAUCGUGGCUCGCUGCCUCUGGGAAGAGUCCCGGCUCCUGCAGACGGCUGCCACCGCAGCCCAGCAAGGAGGGCAGGCGACGCAUCCGACAGCAGCCGUGGUGACAGAAAAGCAGCAGAUGCUGGAGCAGCACCUGCAGGAUGUGAGGAAGAGGGUGCAGGAUCUGGAGCAGAAGAUGAAAGUGGUGGAGAAUCUCCAGGAUGACUUUGAUUUUAACUACAAGACUUUGAAAAGCCAAGGGGACAUGCAGGAUCUGAACGGGAACAAUCAGUCGGUGACGCGACAGAAGAUGCAGCAGCUGGAGCAGAUGCUCACCGCGCUGGACCAGAUGCGAAGGGGUAUUGUAAGCGAGCUGGCUGGCCUGCUGUCAGCCAUGGAGUACGUGCAGAAGAUGCUGGCAGACGAGGAGCUGGCAGACUGGAAGAGACGGCAGCAAAUUGCUUGCAUCGGUGGCCCACCAAAUAUCUGCUUAGACCGGCUCGAGAACUGGAUAACCUCUCUUGCCGAAUCGCAGCUACAGACCCGGCAGCAGAUCAAGAAGCUGGAAGAGCUGCAACAGAAAGUGUCCUACAAGGGCGACCCCAUCGUCCAGCACCGGCCCAUGCUGGAGGAGCGGAUCGUGGAGCUCUUCAGGAACCUGAUGAAAAGCGCCUUCGUGGUGGAGAGGCAGCCCUGCAUGCCCAUGCAUCCCGACCGGCCCCUGGUCAUCAAAACCGGCGUGCAGUUCACCACCAAAGUCAGGUUGUUGGUGAAGUUUCCGGAGCUGAAUUACCAGCUGAAAAUCAAAGUCUGCAUCGACAAGGACUCUGGUGAUGUCGCAGCACUGCGGGGGUCCCGGAAGUUUAACAUCCUGGGGACAAACACCAAGGUCAUGAACAUGGAGGAGUCCAACAACGGCAGCCUCUCGGCGGAGUUCAAGCACCUGACCCUGCGGGAGCAGCGGUGCGGGAACGGAGGCAGAGCCAACUGUGAUGCCUCGCUGAUUGUGACCGAGGAGCUGCACCUCAUCACCUUCGAGACGGAGGUGUAUCACCAGGGGCUGAAGAUCGACCUGGAGACCCACUCGCUGCCCGUGGUGGUCAUCUCGAACAUCUGCCAGAUGCCCAAUGCCUGGGCGUCCAUCCUGUGGUACAACAUGCUGACCAACAACCCCAAGAACGUCAACUUCUUCACCAAGCCCCCCAUCGGGACGUGGGACCAGGUGGCGGAGGUGCUGAGCUGGCAGUUCUCCUCCACCACCAAGCGAGGCCUCAGCAUCGAGCAGCUGACGACGCUGGCAGAAAAACUUCUCGGGCCAGGUGUGAAUUACUCGGGCUGUCAGAUCACCUGGGCCAAGUUCUGCAAGGUGCGAUUCCCUCUUCCCCCCCCGGUGCCUCCGCUUGGCCGCCUCCCCCCCUCCGAGCUGUCCUCCCAGCCUCUCUGCUCUCUUCCGCAGGAGAACAUGGCUGGGAAAGGCUUCUCGUUUUGGGUCUGGCUGGACAACAUCAUUGACCUGGUGAAGAAAUACAUCCUGGCGCUGUGGAACGAAGGGUACAUCAUGGGCUUCAUCAGCAAGGAGCGGGAGCGAGCCAUCCUGAGCACCAAGCCUCCGGGCACCUUCCUGCUGCGCUUCAGCGAGAGCAGCAAGGAGGGCGGCAUCACCUUCACCUGGGUGGAGAAGGACAUCAGCGGGAAAACCCAGAUCCAGUCCGUGGAGCCUUACACCAAGCAGCAGCUGAACAGCAUGUCGUUCGCCGAGAUCAUCAUGGGCUACAAGAUCAUGGACGCCACCAACAUCCUGGUGUCCCCCCUGGUGUACCUGUACCCGGACAUCCCCAAGGAGGAGGCGUUCGGGAAGUACUGCCGCUCCGAGAGCCAGGAGCACUCGGAAGCUACUGACUCAGGUAGUGCUGCUCCCUAUCUAAAGACCAAGUUCAUCUGUGUCACCCCCACCUCCUUCAGCAACACCAUCGACCUGCCCAUGUCCCCGCGCACCCUGGACUCGCUCAUGCAGUUCGGCAACAGCAGCGAGGGAGCCGAGGCCAACGCGGGCGGCCAGUUCGAGUCGCUGACCUUCGACAUGGAGCUGACCCCGGAGUGCGCUUCUUCACCGAUGUGACGUGCUGCCCCCUGCUCGCGGGGCCCCCCCGGCUCGGGCUGCCCGGCUCCCCGUCGUCCCCCGGUCUCACCCCGUUAGGUCUCGUCUGCUCUGGGCCUUUUCUCGGGAGGAGCUGGGGGCCGUGAUCCCUGCCACCGCCUCCUCCUUUGACCCGCCCGAACACCCCCCUCUCGGCGGUGGUGCUGGUUGUUGUCUCUUUUGGGGGGGGGGCGAGGGGGGGGUCGAACCUUUUUCUAUGUCCUUCCGUACCAGUUUUUUUUUUUUUUUUUUUUUUUAUCCUUGUUUUGCUCAUUCAAGUGCCUCUCAGCCUCCAAUCGCAGCCUCGGUUCUUACCAACGCUUCCGCAGCCCCUGCCGUGCUGCUGAACGCUGCUCCCCCGACCGCCGGUGCCCAAAACCCCGCGGCCGUCCCGCGAGCCUGGAUUCUCCUCCGCGGGGCUGAGAAGGGCACCAGCCAGCCCUAAUCUCCUCCGGGGGGGUCACCCGCUGUGCCACGGGUCCCCCCCAGCAGCCCCCCGGCAGCUGGCGGAGGGGGCUCACCUCUGCGCCUCCCGCUGGCCCCAGGACCCGCGAGCGGCUCCGCGCUGAGCCCAGUUGUCCGUCCCCGUCCUCGGGGGCUCUGCCGGGAGCAGGGAGCUUCGGUAGCUGCCCGUGCUGGCCGCUGCCCUCCUGCUGCGGGCAGAAAGACGCGGUGAGAUGCGGCAGCCCCGGGCACGGCCGCUUUCCCUGCUGGGCAGAGCCCCCUGGGGAACGGGGGCGAAGCGUCCCAGCACCGGCGCGUGCCCGUGAGCGCGCAGCGAUUGCAUCUCGGGUCUCUUUUGGGACCAGCGGUGCGUGGUCGGGCUCGGCCCUCUCCCCUCCGACAUGGCUCGUGGUGGCCUGGGCAGGGGGCUUGCAGCUCCUCGGGGGCUUCGUGUGGCACCGAGGCUGGGGUCGGCUGUGGCUGUGAUGCUAGGAGGUGGCGAGGGUUGGAGGGAGCGGGGCGGAUGAAGGGGAGGAGGCUGCUGGGGGCCGUAGGAAGGUGAUGCUGCAGCUCCAGGAGGGUUGGAGAAGCUGCUCUGUGCUCCCCCGGCCCGGGGCAGCCCUCCUGCCCUUCCCGUGCACAGGCUUUUGGGUUCAGCCCCGGUCUGAACGAGAUGCUGGUGGGCAAGGGGAUGCGGGGAGAGGCAGCGUUAGAGUAGCUGGGAGCCCUUUUUGGUACCGGGGGCUGUGGGGUGGCACGGGGGUGCGUGCACUUUGGGGCAGAGCGGUGGGACCCAGAGGUGCUGGUACCAGCAGAGACGUCUUAGUGGGGGCAGCAGCACGGGGGUGUGCAGGUCUUGGUUCGGGGGGGUGGGGGAGGGAUGCUCAGCUGUCCGUACCCGUGACACUGUGGGGCAGGGGGGCUCUGCCUGGUGGCUUCGGGGCACGGCUCUGGCUUUUCUACCCGUAGUAGUGCCGGGGUGCCCGCACAGCCCUCCUGCCCCGCUGGGCUGUGCUGGUCAGGAUCAGGCAGGGAGCCAGAGGGCAGUGUCGUGGGCAGGGCAGGAUCCGUCCCGUGCCCCGGGAAAGGGGGAAGAGGGCUGCAGAGUUGGUCGUGGCCCCCCUUGGGGCCAGGAUGGUGGCCCUUUGGAGUCGGUAGGUGCUCAGAGGGGACGAGGGGGGAUGCCCGUUGCUUGUCCCCGUGCUGGCGCGUAGCUGCCUCCAGCUGCAGUCACCGUAGCCCUGGGCAACUUUCAAUACUGUAAAAAAUUUUAUUUUUUUGUAUAUUGUAUUGCUGUAUCUACAGGCUUUAACUUUCUCCAAAAUAAAAGGCUCUGAAGCGA
Messenger RNA from Cygnus olor (mute swan), 4541 nucleotides. It is a transcript of the gene STAT3, whose product is annotated as signal transducer and activator of transcription 3. Gene Ontology annotation, molecular function: RNA polymerase II cis-regulatory region sequence-specific DNA binding; DNA-binding transcription factor activity, RNA polymerase II-specific. Lineage: Eukaryota; Metazoa; Chordata; Aves; Anseriformes; Anatidae. The coding region runs from base 332 to 2737 and encodes 801 amino acids. The record is from RefSeq and is a predicted model, not a curated record. The transcript is spliced from 23 exons. Gene Ontology annotation, biological process: leptin-mediated signaling pathway; regulation of transcription by RNA polymerase II; response to peptide hormone.